UCUAGAAUGAGAAUAGCCCAGGAGGAGGAGGAGGAGGAGGAGGAGGCUGCCCCAACUGAUGCUAUAGUAUAUACUGUAACAGGCACUGCGGAGAGCUGCAGUAGAUCUGAGUAGCCAUAAACCAAUUAAUUGGAUAAAAUGGGAAAAGAACAAUCAGCUUCACCUCCACCUCCCAAACUCGAAUUUGAUCAACCAUGGAGGGAAAUGCCUUGGGGAGAAAAGGACAAAAUUGAACAGAAACUGAGGACAUUCAGGCUCAAGAGAACAAGUGCUCGGUUCGUCAGUAUUCUGGUUGUUGGUGAAGUCAGAGCAGGAAAGUCCAGUUUUAUAAACUCAGUCAAUAAUGCUUUACAAGGACGAAUCACCUCUGAGGCUCUUGUUGACGGGGCAGGAGGUACCAAAUUCACAAAGAACUUCAAAACUCAUUAUAUUGAAGCAGAGGAUGGCUCCAGUUUGCCUUUUGUCUUUAAUGAUAUCAUGGGACUUGAGGACAGAGAGUCUGGUGCAAAUACAGAUGACAUCAUCAGAGCCAUAUACGGGUUACUUCAGGAAGGACACAAUCUUGAGGAUACACCUGUGACUGAUGUUCACCACAGAAGCAACCCAAGUGUGGAGGAUCAAACCACAUGCCUGGUCAACAUUGUUGCUGCAGACAAAAUAUCAAUUAUGAAGAAUGGGGUCAUUGAUAAGCUGAAAAAAAUCCGUCAGGCUGCUACUGAACGGGAUAUGCCUCAAGUAAUCAUCAUGACAAGACCAGAUUUAGCAUGUCCACUAGUUCAACAGGAUUUAAGGAAGAUCUACACCAGCAAGAAGAUCAAGGAGAAGAUGGAAGAGUGUAGUUAUACACUGGGGAUUCCUAUGAAUCACAUUUUCCCUGUGAAGAACUACCAUGAGGAGAUAGACACAGAUGAUGACAUGGAUCUUCUGAUUCUCAAGGCACUUGAUCAGAUUGUGCACAUCGCUGCUGACUGUUUGAAGGAAAAGUCAUUAAAAUCUGGUGAAGAAACUGAGUAAGGACUCAGAUCACAAUGCCUCUGUGUAUUAAUGUAACCCAAAAAUACACAGUAGGAGACAUUACUACUGAUUGGAGAAGAGAACCAAGUUUUGACUGCAAAUGUCACAUCCACAACACUGGAAUUGGUCAACUAUAAGAAAGUGUUGUUGUAAAAGUCAAGACUAUUACCAGAAGAUCAGUUCAGUCAUUGGAUAAUCAGAUUUGAAAUUCACAUAAAUAAGCAUUAAGGUUUGUAUCUGUCUUUGGUUUGCCUUGUGUUUUGUACAUUGUUGUCAAUUUUUACACAAUUUAACAGAUUUCUAAUGCAUCUAAUGCAUAAUCCACAAAACACAUCAUCAAUUAAAUAUCUACAUAAUUGUACUUCUAUAUUAUAUAAAUAAACCCUGAGGUGUCAAAACUCCCUACAUUAUUACAACACACCUACUCAACAAAUUGACCAUCUGAUGUAAAGAGCAAAGAGUUUCAUUUAAAGAGUAAGUUCAUGUUUAAAAAUUUAAUAGAGCAAAGAUAAUGACUGAAAUGCUGAUGAUGGUCUAAA
Tachysurus fulvidraco (yellow catfish) is the source of this 1553-nucleotide messenger RNA. Its product is annotated as interferon-induced protein 44-like. The transcript is spliced from 9 exons. The coding region runs from base 139 to 1014 and encodes 291 amino acids. NCBI's taxonomy places the organism in Eukaryota, Metazoa, Chordata, Actinopteri, Siluriformes, Bagridae. The record is from RefSeq and is a predicted model, not a curated record.